ACCUCGGACAUGCUCUGCUCCCUGUGUGCCAAGAUCCCCCCUGGCCUCCAGCCAUGAGGGUGCUCUGCCUGCUCUUUGCUGCGCUCCUGCUGUUCUCCCUGGCCACCCCAGGGCACGGGCAGCCCAAGGGAUUCUGCGAUGGGUACUGCGCCCACGCCUGCGGCGAGACCGAGGAGUGGUCCUUCAGCCCGUACUGCGAGGAGCUGCACUGCUGCAUCCCCUCUCCCAAAAAGGGGAAAUGACCCCGCGGGGCGGAUCCAGCCCCGGAGCGGGCGCUGCUGGGCGCUGCGAGAGGCGCUGCUGGGCGCUCUGAAGUAAAGAUGGGCAGAUAAGAUCGUC
This is a messenger RNA of Ficedula albicollis (Collared flycatcher), 339 nucleotides long. Its product is annotated as small basic protein 1-like. NCBI's taxonomy places the organism in Eukaryota, Metazoa, Chordata, Aves, Passeriformes, Muscicapidae. Bases 54 to 242 code for a protein of 62 amino acids. The transcript has 2 exons. The record is from RefSeq and is a predicted model, not a curated record.